Papilio machaon (common yellow swallowtail) is the source of this 1021-nucleotide messenger RNA. It is a transcript of the gene CPR38, whose product is annotated as larval cuticle protein LCP-22. The coding region runs from base 88 to 834 and encodes 248 amino acids. The record is from RefSeq and is a predicted model, not a curated record. Lineage: Eukaryota; Metazoa; Arthropoda; Insecta; Lepidoptera; Papilionidae. The transcript has 4 exons. Gene Ontology annotation, molecular function: structural constituent of chitin-based larval cuticle. Gene Ontology annotation, cellular component: chitin-based extracellular matrix.
CCAUGAAUUAUAUAAAAGCUUGCGCGGAUUUUUUACCCGCAUUCGAACUAGUUCAUCCAAGCUAGACAAUCCUAAAACAUUAACAAAAUGAGAGCCUUCGUGGUCGCGAUGGCGAUGCUGGCCGUGGCCGCCGCCCAAACCCAAACCUCCUCCACCCCUAGAUCCACCUUCGACAACUUCGGAUUCCCCGUUCAGAACAAAUACAACCAGUACAACCGCUACAACCGCUACCAGAACCAGUUCAACCCAUACGGCCAAUACCAGCAAAACCAGGGACAAUACCAAGGACAAUACCAGGGACAAUACCAGCCCUUCCAAUACCAAAACCAGAACCGUUACACAAACCCGACCUACAAACCCUUCGUAUUUAGCACCACCGCCGCCCCUGCCGUCUCCUCCGUCGCCCCCGCUGUCACACCCUCCGCCGCUCCCUCCCCAGCCCCCUCUGCGGUCCCUGUGGUCGUAGCUCCAUCUCCAGUCAUCGCCGCCAAGGUAGUCUCAAGCGACGGAGCCGCUUCCAUUGUUAAAUUCGACAAUGAAAUCAACCCUGACGGCGCUUACAGCUACUACUACGAAACUGACAACGGUAUCUCCGCCCAGGAGCAAGGUGUGCCCCGCAACUUCGGUGGUAACCCACCCGUCUCCCCCGAUGUAGUCCAGGGAUCUUUCUCAUGGACCUCCCCCGAGGGUGAAGUGAUCUCAAUGACAUACGUCGCUGACGAAAACGGCUACCAGCCUCAGGGUAACGCCAUUCCCCAGCCCCCUCCAAUCCCUCCACAAAUCGCCCGCGCUCUCGAGUACAUCGCCAAAUACAGCCCAGUCCAAAGGGAGUAAAUUGAAGCUUCGUUUAUCUGAAGAAUCUCACUUUGUGUAAAAUAACGUAAUCCACCUAAUAAAUAGAAUUAAUUUAAUACUCUUUGUUUCAUAAAGAUAAAAUAGAUUGUGAUAUGAUUGUUAUAGAUCAACAUAUAACUCAAUGUACCUUUGUAAAUGAAAUAAAAAAGCUAUAGUUAAUUAUCUA